This is a messenger RNA of Brenthis ino (lesser marbled fritillary), 1119 nucleotides long. The record is from the annotation of a GenBank genome assembly. NCBI's taxonomy places the organism in Eukaryota, Metazoa, Arthropoda, Insecta, Lepidoptera, Nymphalidae.
AUGGGUCAAAUAAGAAAAGUACUUGUUAUAUACACUGGGGGCACGUUUGGAAUGUUGAAAAAUGAAAAAGAAGUAUUGGUCCCUCAAAAGAACAUAGAACACAGAAUACUUAGAAAGGUGCCACAGCUGCAUGACGAUGUUUAUUGGCAGAAGAAUCUGGCAAAAACUGAUAUGGACGAAUAUCUCGUGUUGCCAGACUGCAAAGACACCAGUGCAAAGAUUUUGUACAAAGUCUACGAAUACGAGGAAUUAAAGGACUCCUCAGAUUUCACAAUAGAUGACUGGAUCACGAUGGCUCGCGAUGUAAAGCGUUUCUACCAUGACUACGAUGGGUUUGUAGUCCUCCACGGAACUGACACAACAGCUUAUGGUGCAUCGAUAAUGUCUUUUAUGUUAGAAUCAGUUGGGAAAACUGUGGUACUCACCGGAGCACAGAUACCAAUUUUCCAAGCCCGUAACGACGCUACUAACAAUCUUCUAUGCGCUAUUUUAAUAGCCGGCACUUUACAUAUACCUGAAGUGACUGUGUUCUUUGGAGCAAAACUUUUCAGAGGCACGAGAGUGAAAAAAGUCUCAAAUACUAAGAUGUACGCCUUCGACUCACCGAACUACCCCGCACUAUUAGAAGCAAGAACAACUCUAGAUAUAGACACAAAGACGCUAAUCCAUCCACCAGGUUCCGUACCAAAUGAAUGCAGGCUACAUGACAAAUUGUCAAAAAAAGUGUAUGUUUUGAAAGUACUUCCUACAAUAACUCCUGAGAUUAUCAGAGCAGUGUUUGAAGGAAUGGAAGGAGUAGUAUUAGAAACUUACGGCAACGGUAAUAUUCCUAUUAAACGUAAAGAGAUUUACAAAGAAAUAGAGAGGGCUGUAAAAAAUAACGUGUUAGUUGUGAAUGUGACGCAGUGCAUCAACGGAAACGUAUUAGGAAAAGCCAUUUAUGAGACUGGUCUGUUGUUAGUUGAAUGUGGCGUGGUCCCGGCUUUCGACAUGACCGCAGAGGCAGCUUUCGCUAAGCUUUCUUAUAUCCUGUCUAAAACUGAAUUGAGCUAUGCAGAGAAAGUAGAGCUAAUGAAAACUAAUAUAAGAGGAGAAUUAUACAAUCCAAAUAAAGGGAUC